AUGAUGGACUACACGGAACAACCUAUCGUAAAACGAGAGACUAACCCUAUGUUGAUGAAACGCGUGACAGCAGUUCUAGUCCAUGAUGGUGAGGAAUGCCCAUAUGGAGCACAAGGUCCACCAGGUGUGCCAGGACCGGCAGGAGAGGAUGGAAAAAAUGGACGUAUGGGGCUGCCUGGUCCUCCGGCCGUUGCUCCUGUUUGCACAGAAAUAAAGCCUGAUCACUGCAUACAGUGCCCGAUAGGCCCACCUGGACCUCGCGGUAUUCCUGGACCACGAGGUCGACCAGGAAUGUAUGGUCAGAGUGGAGGGCCAGGAAUGGGAGGUGAGCACGGACAACCCGGUCCACCCGGACCACCAGGUGAUCCGGGAUUACCUGGAUUGGAUGGUCAUCCCGGUUGGCCGGGCACUCCAGGUGCUAACGCGUAUCACGGAAUUGGAGCAAAUGGUCCUAUUGGUAUGCCGGGGAACGAAGGGGCAUUUGGCGAACAGGGCCCUCCUGGGAGGCCAGGCCAUCCAGGUGCACCAGGACCUUAUGGAGUGCAAGGCACAAAAGGACGUGCGGGAGAGAGCGGUCCUGAAGGAAAAAUGGGUAGUCCUGGGUUAGCCGGAUAUGCAGGACCUGAUGGAGUUUACUGUCGAUGUCCACCGCGAACAACUACAAGGAACAACGUGGACGACUCUGACGAAGUCAUUGAUAGUAUAGUUUUGAGAAGACAGAUAAGAUCCUGA
Necator americanus (New World hookworm) is the source of this 732-nucleotide messenger RNA. RefSeq lists its product as uncharacterized. The transcript has a single exon. The record is from RefSeq and is a predicted model, not a curated record. NCBI's taxonomy places the organism in Eukaryota, Metazoa, Nematoda, Chromadorea, Rhabditida, Ancylostomatidae. The coding region runs from base 1 to 732 and encodes 243 amino acids.